This is a messenger RNA of Phytophthora nicotianae INRA-310, 698 nucleotides long. RefSeq names its product cytochrome c. Gene Ontology annotation, biological process: mitochondrial electron transport, ubiquinol to cytochrome c; mitochondrial electron transport, cytochrome c to oxygen. NCBI's taxonomy places the organism in Eukaryota, Oomycota, Peronosporomycetes, Peronosporales, Peronosporaceae. Gene Ontology annotation, molecular function: electron transfer activity; heme binding. Bases 72 to 410 code for a protein of 112 amino acids. The transcript has a single exon. Gene Ontology annotation, cellular component: mitochondrial intermembrane space. The record is from RefSeq and is a predicted model, not a curated record.
GCACUUUGAAAAAGGCCGCAUUGCCGUCAGAAGCACCACCAGAACACCCCCACCCCACACACUUUAGAACAAUGGUUGACGUUGCCGGCGGAAAGGGAGACGCUGCUAAGGGCGCCAAGAUCUUCAAGACUAAGUGCGCGCAGUGCCACACCACCAACGCUGGUGGCGCCCACAAGCAGGGCCCCAACCUUUCGGGUAUGAUCAACCGCCAGUCCGGCCAGGCCGACGGCUACUCGUACUCGGCUGCCAACAAGAACUCGGGCGUCGUCUGGACUGACGAGACCCUGUUCGAGUACCUCCUGGCCCCCAAGAAGUACAUCAAGGGCACCAAGAUGGUGUUCGCCGGCCUGAAGAAGCCGCAGGAGCGCCGCGACCUGAUCGCUUACCUGAUGGAGGCCACCAACGAGUAAGCUUGAUGGGAAGACAAGAGGUGCGCUUGGUCGGGAGCAGCAAUCGUCGCAGAUGCCAGAAUGUACAUGUGCCGAGGGUGAAGUCCCCAGCUUGCUGAUUCUGAAGAUAGCGUCUAGAGCAUCGCGCGGCGGCGAUCUGCUGUCGAUGCUUGUGGCACCCUAGAUUAUAUUUUAAACGCUGAAAAGAAGUUUUUCUUUACUUUUUUAUCCCGAGGCGAUGCCUGCCUGCGUGGAGCUGUUGUGGGUAGCAUUGUACCGAGAGGUCUAGAAGCUCCAGGAAACUGGAGA